Messenger RNA from Vigna unguiculata (cowpea), 1084 nucleotides. Its product is annotated as putative glutathione S-transferase. NCBI's taxonomy places the organism in Eukaryota, Viridiplantae, Streptophyta, Magnoliopsida, Fabales, Fabaceae. Gene Ontology annotation, cellular component: cytoplasm. Gene Ontology annotation, biological process: glutathione metabolic process. The record is from RefSeq and is a predicted model, not a curated record. Gene Ontology annotation, molecular function: glutathione transferase activity.
AGAUCUUUGGCUAGUCCAUAAGUAAACAUUUUAUGCUUUCUUGUUAUACUCUCAGGGUUCAGGAAGUGAUAGUUAUGUUAUUGAAUUAAUGAAAAGGUUCGAAGUUUCACCAGCAGUUUUUCAAAUCUGUAGAAUUUGGUUCGAGUUCGCUUGUGUCAUCCUAUUUUUCUUUCUUUCAGCUUCAAUUUCCUUUGGAUUUCUUGAGAGGAGAAACGAGGGAAAGAAAAUCAGCUCCUCAGUCCUCACAUACAGCAAAAAUUUCUGCAGUUACAGUAGUAGAAUGGGAGAACUGAAGCUUCUGGGAGUUUGGCCUAGUCCAUACGUUUACAGGAUCAUAUGGGCGUUAGAACUGAAGGGCAUAAAGUAUGAGCAUGUACAAGGAGAAUUUCAUAACCCUGAAUUCAGAGAUUUGCUACUGAAGUAUAACCCAGUUUACAAAAAGGUUCCUGUCCUUGUUGUUGAUGGAAAGCCAAUUGCAGAAUCCACUGUCAUUCUUGAAUACAUAGAGGAAACAUGGCCACAGCCACACUUGCUUCCACAGGACCCAUAUGAGAGGGCUGUGGCACGGUUUUGGAGUACUUCGUUUAUGUCAUUCUUUGUGGCUGUUGGAGAAGAGUUUCAGAAGGCAACAAAGGAAGUAAGAGAAGUGCUUAAAGUAUUAGAAGAAACCAUUGGGGACAAAAAGUAUUUUGGCGGUGAAGAAAUUGGAGUUUUGGACAUAACCUUGGGAUGGAUACCCUUGAUCUUUGGAGUCAUUGAAGAUAUGGUUGGCGUGAAGUUGUUGGUGGUUAAUGAUUUUCCUCGCUUGUCUACUUGGAUUCGGAACUUCAGGGAGCACCCCUCUAUCAGAACGAACUUUCCAAGUCACCAUGAGUUGUUUGGUUAUUUCAAGCAAAAGAGAGAGACUAUUAUUCCACCCAAUACAGCAUGAAGUGAUUUGUAUCUAUACGAUAUAUUAUAUCAAUAAACUUCCUUGUGCUUGGAUGAUUGAAUUAGACUGAGAAUAUUUUUAUUUCUAGGAUCCAACUUCACAUUUCAACCUCAUUCAAUGCAUAAAAUAUGUUCACUAUAAUUUGGGUUUUAA